UUAAACAACUUCAGAGAUGAUUGAUCUGCACUAAUCUUGAUUGUAAAGGAAGAGAAAUUGUUUGGAAGACCAGUUAGGGCAUUAUUAUAUUGUCUAGUAAAAGUUAAUAAGAUCUGCACAAGGCUGGGAAGAGUAGGACUAGAACAGAGGGGUGGAUUUAAAGGACAUCAUGUAGUGGAAAUUUCUAGGAUUUAGAAUCUGAUUGGAGAGGAAGAAGAAAGGGAGGAGUUAAAAAUAACUGUAAAGAGCCAAAUCUGAGAACUGACCCUGCUAAAAAAGUCAGACAAGUCAAGUGGUGCAGCUGGUGUGUGCUAGAAAGUAAGUUCAGCUUUACUAGCAGUACAUGAAUGUGUGUAUGUUCCCUAAUGGAUAGUGGAAAGUAUGAAAUUGAAACUCAGAAUAUGACCUGGAAUAUAGACUUGGGACUCAUUAGCAUCAAGGAAAUAGUGAAGAUGUAGGAACAGAUAUGAAUGCCAAGGGAGAAUAUGGAAGAGAAGAUGGCCAAGGACAAGACUCUAGGGAGAAGUUCUACUUUUAGGUGAGUCUGUUGAAAUAGUGAGGUCAGAGUAGAAGUAAGAGAACUUAACAUCAUAAAAGACUGGGGAAGAUAGAGUGUGGAGAAAGGAGGAGCAGUAAUAUCCAUGGAAGCAGAGAGAAUAAAAGGCCAAGCUAUGAUAGCAACUGGUGGAGUGAUAACUGGCCUGGCCGCCUUGAAAAGGCAAGACUCUGCCAGAUCACAGCAGCAUGUCAACCUCAGCCCGUCUCCUGCUACCCAAGAGAAGAAACCCAUCAGGCGCCGGCCCCGGGCAGAUGUUGUGGUUGUUCGUGGCAAAAUCCGGCUUUAUUCCCCAUCUGGCUUUUUUCUUAUUUUAGGAGUGCUCAUCUCCAUUAUAGGAAUUGCCAUGGCCGUUCUUGGAUAUUGGCCCCAAAAAGAACAUUUUAUUGAUGCUGAAACAACACUGUCAACAAAUGAAACUCAGGUCAUUCGGAAUGAGGGUGGUGUGGUGGUUCGCUUCUUUGAGCAGCAUUUGCAUUCUGAUAAGAUGAAAAUGCUUGGCCCAUUCACCAUGGGGAUUGGCAUUUUCAUUUUCAUUUGUGCUAAUGCCAUUCUUCAUGAAAACCGUGACAAAGAGACCAAAAUCAUACACAUGAGGGAUAUCUAUUCCACAGUCAUUGACAUUCACACGCUAAGAAUCAAGGAGCAAAGGCAAAUGAAUGGCAUGUACACUGGUUUGAUGGGAGAAACAGAAGUAAAACAGAAUGGGAGCUCCUGUGCCUCGAGAUUGGCAGCAAAUACGAUCGCCUCUUUCUCGGGUUUUCGGAGCAGUUUUCGAAUGGACAGCUCCGUGGAGGAGGAUGAACUUAUGCUAAAUGAAAGUAAGAGUUCUGGGCAUCUUAUGCCCCCUUUGCUCUCUGAGAGCUCUGCGUCUGUCUUUGGCCUCUAUCCACCUUCUUCCAAGACAACUGAUGAUAAGACCAGCGGUUCUAAGAAAUGUGAAACCAAGUCAAUUGUGUCAUCGUCCAUCAGUGCUUUUACAUUGCCUGUGAUCAAACUUAAUAACUGUGUUAUUGAUGAACCCAGUAUAGAUAACAUCACUGAAGAUGCUGACAACCUCAAAAGCAGGUCAAGGAAUUUGUCAAUGGAUUCCCUUGUGGCUCCUUUGGCUGACACCAGUGAAUCCUUCCAGCCCGUCAGCACGGUGCUACCAAGGAAUCAUUCCAUCGGGGAGUCUUUGUCGAGUCAAUACAAGUCAUCCAUGGCUCUCAGACCUGGGACUGGACAGCUCUUGUCUCCUGGGGCUGCCAGAAGACAGUUUGGGUCCAAUACAUCGUUGCAUUUGCUCUCAUCACACUCAAAGUCCUUAGACUUAGACCGGGGUCCCUCCACUCUGACUGUUCAGGCAGAACAACGGAAACAUCCAAGUUGGCCUAGGUUGGAUCGGAACAACAGCAAGGGAUAUAUGAAACUAGAGAACAAAGAGGACCCAAUGGAUAGGUUGCUUGUGCCCCAAGUUGCCAUCAAAAAAGACUUUACCAAUAAGGAGAAGCUUCUUAUGAUUUCAAGAUCUCACAAUAAUUUGAGUUUUGAACAUGAUGAGUUUUUGAGUAACAACCUAAAGCGGGGAACUUCUGAAACAAGGUUUUAAUGUUAAAAGAAUAUAUCAUUUUACAAGGGUAUAUAUUUUAAAACGAUUUUCACUGGUGUUUCCUUCUUAAAGCACUGGCUAUAAGCCUUUUUAAUCAAAUGGUUUGUAGUGUAUUAGAAUUGGCUGCUUAGUUCGUAAUGAAGAUGGUUGUAUGUUUGGGUUACUUGUGACUGCAGUACUCUAUGUUAUCACAUAUGAUUUUAUUUUUCUCUUCCUUUGAAAGCAUGAUCUCUUUUAUUAAUAUGAAUGCAAAAUAGUUGCAUCCAAAUUAAAGCUUAUUUUCUUUACUUUUAAGUUCUUUGAUUGCCCUAUUCAUAAAAUGAAGUGUCCAGUGUGGAAAACAGAGGGUACUAAAGUGUGGACCAGGAGUACAAAUUCAGUCCCAAUACUCAAUACAUAUUAUAGAAGACUAUGAGUGCAAACCUUAGGAUGUGAUUUUCUGAAUAAUUGUUCUUUGUAGGAUUUGGUUAAAUUAUUUAAACUGAAGAAGAUCUAGUUUCGGUGUGAGCUCAAUAAUGUUAAUUGGUUAAGUUCAUUGUGAAUCUUGAGUUUUAGAUAGGUAGUAUUUUUUUCAAUAUCACUUCUGUUUUUAGUGGUAUUAUAUCAAGAAACAAUGUAUUCAAGAGCCAUGGCUGACAGUGCCAGAUAUACUUAGGAAUAAACAUCAAAAUGCAAUAUAGUAGCUAUAACUUUAGAUAUUCAGAAUCAAAAUUUAUUUGCAAGCUGACUUGAUAAAAUAAAUGAACCAAUAUAAUUUGUAGAAAUGCUAUCUUUAAAUAAUUAUAUACAUGAAGACGAUGUUGACUAAUGAAUGAAGAUACAUUAUAUACUAGUUAAUGCUAACUAGUCUCAGUACUUUUUUUUAGCCCUCUGUUACCUUCCAAUAGCCCCUCAUUCCCACAUUCUAUUUUCCCCCAAUGUGCUUUAGAUCCUGGUAUUUGGAAAACAACCAGCUAACCUUGACAUUUCUUUUUACCUUCACAUGCCACUAGCUUGGUAGUUCAAAAAAAAUUUAGUUCUUGAUAAAUUGCCUUGAAGUUUACCUUGUGCUGGAAAGCCUUAUGAUAACUCCAAAGACUUUCUCAUGGUAUAAUACAUGUUGUUUAGGAUUGUGUUUCUUAGUUACUGAAGAUAAUAAAUAUUAAAGUGGAUGUUUUCCUCAGAAAAUUUUCAUGUUUUCCUUUAAGGUAACAUACUUGUAAGAAUUGUUUAAGAAAAUACUCAGGAAAUUCUAAAGGUUUCUCCCAAUACCUAAACAUUUCUGAACAUCAGUAUUGCAGUUGUGGAAGAGCAGGAGGAGAAUACAUUUGUUUGUGUUGCUCCCCAAAAUUCCACCUUGCGUUUGCAUCACAAACGUCCCUCAAUUGAGGCAGUUUUAUUUGUUAGAACAUUAAACCUGUGUAUUGUAAUAGAGUGGGCUUAAUAUUUUACUAUAAAGCAUUUAAUAAACUUCUGUUAUUAAUAGAAGUUUGUGUUCUUCACACCUUUGCUAUUGCUUUUUAAAUAAAAUGUACAUUUCUGCUUAAA
This is a messenger RNA of Macaca mulatta (Rhesus monkey), 3674 nucleotides long. RefSeq names its product transmembrane protein 200A (gene TMEM200A). The record is from RefSeq and is a predicted model, not a curated record. NCBI's taxonomy places the organism in Eukaryota, Metazoa, Chordata, Mammalia, Primates, Cercopithecidae.